UGAUGCUACAAUCACACAGCUCCUUAGCCGGCCACCCCUUUUGCCAGGAAGGGAGCCAUUGUCAAUAGGCACAUAGCCCCCCACCUGGUCUAUUUGGGUGGAUUUAUUGACAUUCUAUAGGCAGAAGCAUCUAGUUUUCCAAAAUUAUGGACUUUCUAGAAUUGCGGGAGGUCAGAAUUGGUAUGAAGAAAGAAAAACUUGAUUCACCACUUUCUGCAGCUCUCCACGAUGACGGAUUUCUAAACUAACUGUUUCUGGACAACAACGUUUGAGUUCAAGGUCUUCAGGAUUUCAGCAAGGCAAAGAAAACAAAGGGUCAAAACAUUCAAAAACAGACAAUCAUAUUCGGAAAAUAGUCUGAUAUUAUUGUGAUUAUAUCAUUGUGACGUAUUAGAAAUCAAAAACAAUAACAUGGCUUUGAUGCCCAUAAAAUUUGACUUGGCCAAGCGAGUCAAGCUGGCCCAAGGACUGUGGCUCCUGUACUGGGUCACCGUGAUGGCCGGGAUUCUCAUCUUCAGCAUGGGGAUAUUCUUUAAGAUUGAGCUACGCAAGAGAAGUGAGAUGAUGGAUAACAACGAGAGCCAUUUUGUGCCCAACCUACUCAUCCUUGUGGGACUGGUGGCCUGUGUUGUCAACGCUUUUGGGGGCAAAGUUUGCCAUGACUCCCUCGACUCUGUCAAGUUCACCAAAUGGAAACCAAUGUUGAAGACCUACAUGAGCGGAUGUGUGGUUUUCUGUCUUGCCCUCUUCGUCACGGCUUUGUUGUGUUUCUUGAUGCAGAUCUCCCUGCACUUUGCCUUGGCCGAAGGCCUGAAGAAUGGCUUGAAGUACUACAAAGACACUGACACGCCAGGACGAUGCUUCAUGAAGAGAACCCUCGAUAUGACCCAGAUUGAGUUCCGCUGCUGUGGUAACAACAACUACAAGGAUUGGUUCGAGAUCCAGUGGAUUAGCAACCGCUACCUUGAUUUCAGCAAUGAUGAGGUUAAAGAUCGUGUUCAGAGCAACGUGGAAGGAAAAUACCUUAUGGAAAGUGUUCCCUUCAGUUGCUGCAACCCCGGCUCUCCUCGCCCCUGUAUCCAGCAUCUCCUGACCAACAACUCAGCUCACUACAGCUACGACCACCACACUGAGGAUCUAAACAUCUGGACCAGAGGUUGCCGUGAGGCUCUGGUGUCCUACUAUGGGGGCAUGAUGAACAGUAUCGGUGCUUUUGUGCUGCUAUUCAUUCUUAUGGAGGUUGCUGUGACUGCUGGACUGCAGUACCUGAGCACUUCCCUUGAAACCCUGGCAGAUCCAGAGAAUCCAGAGAGUGAGAGUGAGGGCUGGUUGUUGGAAAAGAGUGUGAAGGAGACGGUUUCUAGCAUCAUGGCAAAGAUCAAGUCGUUGGGUAAAGGCAACCAGGUACAGGAGGAAGAGGCACAGGCAACAGAAAGCUGAGAAAGCCACGCCCCCUACUGCCUCAUUGGGACUGAGGCCACUCCCAUCUUAGGGAGAAAUUUGUAGAAAAAUAUUCUCCCUUGAAGAGAUUUGUAUGUAUAUUCACAUAAGAUCAAGAAUACACAAAUACAUAUUCUACAAACAAAAGUUUUAAUGAGAUUCCAAUUGAUAUGAAUAUAUAAUAUGUUCACACAACCAUGUAAAUAUAUAUUCUGAUGUAUUUUUAAAAAUGCAAUAUUUUAAGUUUAAGAUUCUGAUUUUAGUAUCUAACCUUACACACAGACCUCACAGUCCAGAAUGUUUGUAGUGGUUUGACCAAAGGUUUGACCCAUAUAUUUCUAGUUUAUUUUUCGGUUGAGCAGAUGUUUAACCCGACAGCUUCACACAUCCAUUUACAUACUACUAGUUUUCCUAUAUUUUACCAUAAAGCGCUUUGGGACACUAUAAAAAAAAUCUGAAAUUACUUCUCUUGAAGAGGUCACACGGCAGCUUUCAUCUGGCAGCUGAGGAAAAUGUGUUUUUGUAAGUGUCCAGUCACCUCCCAGACCUUAAAGGGAUAAAAACAGAGGCGUACCUUGUUUUUCACCCAUUGCUGCCUUUAACAGGCCUUAGGUUGUCUGACGACUGUCACAAGCACAAACUUUGAUGGAGAUCUACUGGACCCUGUAAUAAUGGGGGAACAUUUCUGUAACAACAAACAUCGUAUUCACCAUGUUCACCAUUAAUGUGUGUCUUUCUCGGGUUAAAUAUCUGCCUCACAAGUUGAAGAAAUGUGAAAACGGGGUUUCUGCCACAACACUUUGCACUGGUAAAGAGUUUGGUAUGGUUUUGAGACAGAGAGUUGUUCCCACAAUUUGUGACCACAACAAAUGUUCAUGACCUUUUCAGUCAAUCAUAAUUACUGAAUUCAUUUUUAUAGAGAUUGCACUCACAAAGAGCAUUUUUUUAGCUGAUAAAAUAUUUUUGAGCUUAGCAUUAUUAGAAAAUAUUAUAUAUUCAUAAUAUAACUUCCCAAGACUUUAGAUUUUUCAUGACCUUUCAAGCCUGGAAAUCACAAUUUUAAAAUGUCCUGAUAUUAACAGGUUUUCCAUGACCAAGGAGUACCACCUUGUAAAAUAAUUUAGUUUUGCGGUCAUGUGUGUUUGUUUGUUGUUUUCUAAGUCUUAACUAAGUCAGACAACCCAAUCAGGUGUAAUUUAUUUUCUUAUCUUUUGUGUGCAUUUAUUGUUUUGACAGGUACCUAUUUCUGUACAUUUGACUUUGCAGUAAUGUCAGUCUUUGUGGAUUGAGUGGAUCAUGUAGGCAACUCCAUUUUCUGAGAUAAAGAUAUU
Molecule: messenger RNA, 2771 nt
Organism: Xyrauchen texanus (razorback sucker)
Lineage: Eukaryota; Metazoa; Chordata; Actinopteri; Cypriniformes; Catostomidae
Gene: prph2b
Product: peripherin 2b (retinal degeneration, slow)
Exons: 3
Coding region: 412-1440 (342 amino acids)
Biological process (GO): visual perception
Cellular component (GO): membrane
Source: RefSeq, a predicted model, not a curated record